AAUGUUGUUUGUCCGAGUGGACCUGCCGUAUUGCGACGAUAUCGUCAAACGCGGAGGGCCUCGAACAACUAAAUCCAAUUUUACACUGGUCUUAUCUGCAACAACAAAAAACACAAAGCCAAACAGCUAUAGAUGGCAUUGACACCAGCAGUUACGGUAUUAUGUGAAAAUUCAAAUGAAGUCUUCUUUGACGUGUGCAAGUUGUUACUUUCAUACGCCGACAAUAUUUUAAGGGAUCCGAAUGUGGAAAAAUACAGAUCAAUCCGUGUAGGCAAUCCUACUUUUUCUAGCAAGUUGUUACCAAUCAACGGUGCUGUGGAAUGUCUCUUUGAGAUGGGUUUUGAAGAGGCUGACACGCACUUGGUGUUUCCAAAGUCUGCAUCAUUGGACCAACUGAAGGUAAUCAGGGAGUCCAUAGCUGCUCAAAGAGACCAAAGACUUAAUGGAGGGCAGCAUAUUCACCUUUUGACUGAGGCUCAAGUACAAAGCCCAGCUUCAUCAAGCCAAGCAGUCUCAUCAGUUCCUACACAAUCUUCACCACUGGUGAGCAGCGUGAACUUCUUUGUGACUCUUCAGUCAAACUUUAAACACGUGCUGCUGUACGAGAACUCUGAGCUACAGCAGAAAGCCAGAAGCUACAUUCCUUACAAGCUACUGUCCUCUACUGCCGAGAAAAAGAUGAAGUUUGCUCAAGAGGCUGAGACAGAAUGUGUACUAGGGAAAGAGGACUUCCUGGUGCUGGAGUUGCUGAGGUGGUUCAAAUAUGAGUUUUUCUCCUGGGUGGACUGUUUGCCCUGCAGCCACUGUGGAGGCCCGACCCAGAACACUGGCUCACUCAGUCCGACCAUUGAUGAGCUACGCUGGGGAGCUCAGCGAGUGGAGAACCACUACUGUAAAAGUUGCCAGAUUUGCACCAGAUUCCCUCGAUAUAACAACCCCGAGAAGCUUCUCGAUACAAGGAGAGGACGCUGUGGGGAGUGGGCCAACUGUUUUACCCUCUGUUGCAGAGCUCUCUGCCUCGAAGCUAGGUACAUUUGGGACAGCACAGAUCAUGUUUGGACAGAGAUUUACUCUGUUUCUCAACGCCGUUGGCUGCACUGUGACUCAUGUGAGAACAUCUAUGAUAAACCUUUACUCUAUGAGGUUGGCUGGGGGAAGAGGCUCUCCUAUGUUCUGGCUUUCUCCAGGGAUGAGGUUGUUGAUGUAACAUGGAGGUAUUCCUGCAAACAUCCAGAGGUUAUGUCAAGAAGGACUCGUGUUCGGGAGACCUGGUUGCUGCACACCAUUAUUAGACUCAAUGGUUUGAGACAGCAGUCCCUGAGUGUUGACAGGAAAAUAGAACUCUCAGAACGGCUGCUUGUUGAACUUGUAGAGUUCGUUUGCCCCAGGAUCCCAAAACAAGGCGAGUUGGGAGGGCGCAUCUCUGGGUCUUUGGGCUGGAGAAUAGCAAGAGAAGAGAUGGGAGAUGCCAAUUCAGGGACUACAAACCAGGGUCCAUGCUAUGUGUUCAUGCCCACUGAAAAAGAGAAGAGAGACAAGAUCAUUCAUGUUUUGUACAACACGACAAAAGACCAAUAUUGUCGAGUCUCCAAUGAUUUUGAGGUCAUCCAGUGCUGGGAUCGAUGUGUGUGGAGUAAGAAGUCUGUCUUUAGGAUAGUGGAAAAUGACUGGGAUAUGAGAUGCCUUUACUUCCUUCGGCUUCUCAUCAACCCUCAGCCUCCAGACGCAAAGUCGAAGCCCAGUCCCGGAAAGGGUCUCAAGUACCGUGCCCACGGUCUUUGCCUGGACGUCGAUUCAGCCCCUGGAAACCUCAGGGCAAAAAAGGAAGCAAAGACACCAGUUCAAUUCUCGGAGGAGAGAGGAGAGGAACUGUCUCGUACAAUUCACCACGACUUUCAGGAAUCUGAAGGAGUGGACCCUCUCCACACAUUCCCAAUUGAUGAACAGUAGGACCAGGUCCAUGCCACACUUCGGGAAGUCCAGGAUGAUUUUCUUCAUUUUUGUUGUGUUUAGUGUGUGGUUGUUUGCUGAACGCCACUUUGACAGAUUUGCAAUCUCAUCUCUGUAGGCAGACUCAUCUCAGUUAGAGAUGAGCCCAAUCACGGUGGUAUCAUCAGCAAACCUGAUGAUGGAGUUGCGGGGAUGGGCUAAUAUGCAGUCAAAUGUAUAGAUAGAGUGACGACUCAGUCCACAACCUUCAGGGGACGUGGUGCUUAGGGUGAUGAAGCAAAGCAAAUUUAUUUGUGUCACACAUUAUCAACUCAUUGUGUUUUACGUGAUUAAAAGUAUUUGAAAACAAAGAGAUAAAACAUUUAAAACAAGAUAAAACAAUAAAAAUGACAAUAAAAUCUAUGUAUUAAAAAAAAGUACAAUUAAAACCAUGAACAGUGCAAGAAAUAUGAUUAAAAAGUGGAAAUACUCUAAAAAGCAUGAGGAAAAAAUGAGUUUUCAACCCGGAUUUAAAAACAUUCACACCUGGGGCUGACCUCACCUCAGUUGGCAACUUAUUCCAUUUGUGUGCAGCAUAAUGGCUAAAUGCUGCUUCACCCUGUUCACUUUGGACUUUAACCUGAGUUAUCUCUCAGAGCUCUACUUGGUUUUUAUUCCGUAAGCAUUUCUUUCAUGUAUUCAGGAUUUAGUGAUUUGUAGCCCAGUAGCAGAAAUUUAAAAUCAAUUCUAAAGCUGACUUGAAGCCAGUGCAAGGAUUUAAGGAAUGGAGUUAUAUGGUCUGAUCGCUUUGUUAUGGUCAGAAUGCGAGUUGCAGCAUUGUGAAUGAGCUGGAGCGGUUUAAUAUUCUUUUUAGGGAUUCUAGUCAGAAGACCAAUACAAAAGUCAAAUCUACUUGAGAUAAAAGCACGGAUGAGGUUUUCCUGGUCUGCUUGACACUAACAAGCCUUCAUUCUAGAUAUGUUUUUCAGAUGGUAGAAAGCAGUUUUUGUGAUUGAUUUGAUACGGUUGUUAAGAGUCAAGUCAGAAUCAAUAAGUUGACCAAGGUUUCAGACUUGGUCUUUGGUUUUUAAAGAUAGCGAGUCCAGGUGUUUAAAAAUUUCUCUCAGACAAGAAGUUGCCACUGGCAGCACAUUUCAGUAAUGACGAAUGGGUCGCAAACCUAGCUUGUGUUACAUAUUCAGCCCCCCUGAAUGAAUCCAAUCUGGCAUUUCAGGGGAAAAUGACAACGGUCUUCAAGUUGGAGAUAAUGUAGCUCGAUUUAAACCCAAAUUGGAUUUGUGUGGAUGACGCGUGAACAGAGGCAUAUUUGAUAUGUUUCAAACAUUAGCAGGGAUUUUGUGUGACACUGAGCCUUCAUUCUCCCAGCUGGUGCGCGAUCACCUGUCUUUGCUAUUAAGAGUUCGAGCGACACUUCCCAACCAAAAAGGACGCACGAACUGCCAAGCAAUGGAUCCGUGACCCAUUUGUCAACAAACCAGGUGAAUCCAGUAUCUUUGCAGCAAGAAGAUCGAUCAACAGUUGGAGAUCACAACUGGCGAUGGGUUAAAAAGUAUUUUCGAGACAGCAACUCAACCGAUGUUCUGGAUUAAUAUGAUAUAGAAUACCAUGAGAAAUCUUAUGACCAAAUAGUUGUCUUCAGUACAAAUAACUGACAGCGGUUGUGAAAUCCAACAUAAAUCUUCUAUUGUAUCUUGGAGGCUAUAAAUUAUUUAAAUGAUAACCUUUGGCUCACUUUUAACUAAAACACAGAUAUUGAAAAAAAAGCUAAAAUCCAUCCAUCCAUUUUCUUAGCCGCUUAUCCUCACAAGGGUUGGAAGGAGUGCUGGAGCCUAUCCUGGCUUGUCAAUGGGCAAGGUACACCCUGAACUGGUUGCCAGCCAAUCGCAGGGCACAGACAAACAACCGCACUCACAAUCACACGUAUGGGCAAUUUAGAGCGUCCUAUUAAUGUUGCAUGUUUUUGGGAUGUGGGAGGAAACCAGAGUGCCCGGAGAGCACUCGCUGGCUUGCGCCGAAGAAAAACCCAUUAGUUUCUAGAAUUCCUCAGUGAUUGUAAGCUAAAAGCAAUCCUUGGAUCAGCUGCUGAACCUGGACACGGUUUUACAAGCUCAGCCCCCGCCCCCAGAAAGUACCAAAACUGUAAAGAGCUUUUGUUAAAAGACAAGUUGCGGAGGUAUGCUUUUUUUCCUGACAAUUGUUAACACUGUUUACAUAAUUGAAUGAUCGAAACACGUCGACCUUAGCGAAAAAUAUUUACUUACUGCAAAUCGUUUGACCAUUGUCAACUAUUAAAACAGGCUCAUAAUGUGUACAACUGGUGACAUGGUGGCGCAGUUGGAAAGCGUUGGCCUCACAGUGCUGAGGACCUGUGUUCAGUCCCAGCCCUGCCUGUGUGGAAUUUGCAUGUUCUCCCUGUGCCUGCGUGAGUUUUCUGCGGGCACUCCGGUUUCCUCCCACACCCCAAAAACAUGCAACAUUUAUUGGACACUCUAAAUUACCCCUAGGUGUGAUUGUGAUUGUGGCUGUCUCUAUGUGCCCUGCAAUUGGCUGGGAACCAGUAAAGGGUGUACCCUGCCUCUUGCCUGUUGACAGCUCGGAUAGGCUCCAGCACUCCUGCAACCCCUAUGAGAAUAAGCGGCUCAGAAAAUGGAUGGAUAUAUACAAAUUUAUUUAUUUGUGCAGGGUUUUUAAUUUUAACUCUUACAUACGAGUCACUCACCGGAGACCUGUUUGCAAUUUAUUAAAAGUAAUUUGUGCACCAUGAAAUAGAUUGAAAUGAACCUAUGCUCUAUCUUCACAUUUUUUUUUCUUAUUUUAUAAACAUUGAACCUUAUUGUUCUAUAUUAAUUACAGAUGUUGCCGGAAGCAUCUUCUGCACAAGGGGUUGAUAUUGAACCAGCAUAUGAUAAUCUGCAUCUUUGGUACAUUCCAAAAGUUGCCAGAAUGAUGACGUGCCUAUUCAUGAAAAUGGAACAGCUUUCCAACAGCAGAGA
Molecule: messenger RNA, 4943 nt
Organism: Syngnathoides biaculeatus (alligator pipefish)
Lineage: Eukaryota; Metazoa; Chordata; Actinopteri; Syngnathiformes; Syngnathidae
Gene: ngly1
Product: N-glycanase 1
Exons: 13
Coding region: 133-1950 (605 amino acids)
Biological process (GO): protein deglycosylation; protein quality control for misfolded or incompletely synthesized proteins; glycoprotein catabolic process
Cellular component (GO): cytosol; cytoplasm; nucleus
Molecular function (GO): peptide-N4-(N-acetyl-beta-glucosaminyl)asparagine amidase activity
Source: RefSeq, a predicted model, not a curated record